Molecule: messenger RNA, 1650 nt
Organism: Myripristis murdjan (pinecone soldierfish)
Lineage: Eukaryota; Metazoa; Chordata; Actinopteri; Holocentriformes; Holocentridae
Product: LIM domain-binding protein 3-like
Exons: 9
Coding region: 1-1317 (438 amino acids)
Biological process (GO): heart development; actin cytoskeleton organization; muscle structure development
Cellular component (GO): filamentous actin; stress fiber; Z disc
Molecular function (GO): muscle alpha-actinin binding; actin binding
Source: RefSeq, a predicted model, not a curated record
AUGAACCGGGUCUGUUCACUGAAAUACAAGCAGCUGCUCGGAGAGCUGAGGACCUCCAACAUGGCCACCAGAGGAUGCUCUACUGAGCAUGCUCCAGUCUCUCCUGACUCCCUGCCUGCCGCUCUGCCUGCUCGCUCGCCCAAUGAGCUCGCCUCUGCGCCUCAGGGCCUAGCCAAUCAGUGUCCUGUCCAGUCUCCAGAGCCCGCCCUGGUAGCCCCCGCCUCCCAGAGCCUGAAGCGACAGUCGGGCGCUGCCUACGGUCUGCAGCACAAACCUGCAGUCGCCAGCCAAUACGGUCAGGCUCCUCCCAUGUACCAUGCUCCGCCCAUGCAACAAGCCCCGCCCCCACCGCAGUACCAGCAGCCUCCACCGCAGUACCAGCAGCCUCCCAUGCAGCAGAGCUCCAUCCAGAUCCCCAUGGGAGCCGCUCCUCCGAAGGUGGUCAGCACCGCCUGCAUCUACCCGACCCAGCCAGCUCCAGCUCCGGUCCCGGCCCCGAUGCAGCCUGCGGCGCCCGCCCCUCCCUCCAGCAGGCCGCCCUGGGUGACCGACAACUCCUUCGCCGACAAAUUUGACCCCAGUAAGACCACCACCACCAGCAUGAAGGUCCAGCCGCUUCCACAGGCCGCCCCACCACCCCCGGCCUACAUCCCCAACCCCUCACCAGCCCCGGCAGCACCCAGCCCCGCCCCUUUCACCCCCAGCCCCGCCCCCUUCCCUCCUGUGGCGAGGGGCGUGGCCCAGAGGGCGGAGAGGUUUGCUGCGAGCAACCGCACCCCGCUCUGUGGAUUCUGCAACAGCAUCAUCAGGGGUCCCUUCCUGGUGGCGCUGGGCCGGUCCUGGCACCCCGAGGAGUUUAACUGCCACUACUGCCACAUGUCGCUGGCCGACGUCAGCUUCGUGGAGGAACAGAACAACGUCUACUGCGAGAACUGCUACGGCGAGUUCUUCGCCCCGACCUGCGCCCGCUGCAACACCAAGAUCAUGGGGGAGGUGAUGCACGCCCUGCGGCAGACAUGGCACACCACCUGCUUCGUGUGCGCAGCCUGCGGCAAGGCCUUCGGAAACAGCCUCUUCCACAUGGAGGAUGGAGAGCCGUACUGCGAGAAAGAUUACGUUGCACUAUUCAGCACCAAGUGUCAUGGCUGUGACUUCCCCGUUGAGGCAGGUGAUAAGUUCAUCGAGGCUCUGGGUCACACCUGGCACGACACCUGCUUCGUCUGCGCGGUUUGCCAUGUGAACCUCGAGGGCCAGCCUUUCUACUCGAAGAAAGACAAGCCUUUGUGCAAGAAGCACGCUCACGCCAUCAACGUGUAGACGGGACCCUGCAGGAGCGGCGGUGGGCGGGGCCAACUCGCUCUGGAUCCCCCCCCCCGCCAGCCGCCACCGGCCGAUACGACAACAAAAACAGCCGAAGAGGAAGAAGAAGACAACAAAAACAGCUGAAGAGGAAGAAGAAGACAGCUUACAGAUGUGUGCAAACACUGUUCAUGCAAAACACACUUUGGUUUGAGACUGUUUUUUUUUUUUUUUUUUUUUUUUUGGGGCGUUGAUGUUUGAAACGCCACUGCCUGACGACCCGCUUGAAAACAGGAAAUAUUUGUUCUGCCCUCCACCGUACCCACUUCAUUAUCUAGCUGUGGUGUUUUC